Messenger RNA from Stegodyphus dumicola, 1370 nucleotides. Its product is annotated as thioredoxin-related transmembrane protein 2 homolog. The record is from RefSeq and is a predicted model, not a curated record. Gene Ontology annotation, molecular function: protein-disulfide reductase activity. Gene Ontology annotation, cellular component: cytoplasm. NCBI's taxonomy places the organism in Eukaryota, Metazoa, Arthropoda, Arachnida, Araneae, Eresidae.
CUUUAAAUGUGUGUUUAUGUUGAUUUAUUUAUGGAUAAACCUAAUACACAGUUAAUUACAUAGAAAUUGUUCAGAAAAAUUAUUCCUUUUAGUAUACGAUUUUUGAGGAAAACAUGAGUAUUUUUACGCUUAAGGAGCUUAAGAGGCUGAUUCAUCCUCAUCAUUUGCUGAAUUUUGUGUUAGCAGUUUCAUAUUUAUUUGCAAAAUUAGUCCGACCGUUUUGUUCGUAUUUAUUUCCGAAAUCUGGCUGUGAAUUAGAAUUUAAAGAAACAGAAAUAUUAAUAUUUUUAGCUGUCAUUGUUUUAUUGCGAACAAAAAAGCGAGGAGCAGUCCAAAUGAUUCCUUACCUAUCAGCCUUUUGCAUGUAUGCAAAACUGGCAAACAUAGCUCUCUUUUUCUAUGCUGAUCCUCGUCUCGGAGUUAUUUAUUUAGUUUUAUGCCUCAUUCAUCUUCUUUUAUUUCCGGAACCUACUUAUGAAGGACCAGAAAAUGUUGUUUAUUUCACUGGACCUAGCCUAGAAGAGGAAUUAAAGAGAGAUACAAGGGUUACUUGGCUUAUAACAUUUUAUACAGUGUGGAAUUCUAAUUGUGUGAAUUUCGCACCAGUCUUUGCUGAAAUGUCUGUUAAAUAUGGACUUGAUAAUCUUAAAUUUGGGAAACUAGAUGUUACUAGGUAUCCCGAAGCAGCUGAAAAGUUCCAUGUCAGUACUUCUGCAUUUACUAAACAACUGCCUACUGUAAUCUUGUUCAGAAAUGGAAAAGAAGUAAAUCGUAGGCCUACUGUUGAUGCAAAAUAUCAACUUAUAAAAUUUUUCUUCUCUGAGGAAAAUGUUACGGCUGCUUUUAACCUGAACAAUCUAUAUGAAGAAUGCAAGGCCAAUCCUAUUAAGAAGCAGAAAAAAGAAGUGGAAACACAUGUAAAAGAGGAUUAGACAUCUGUGGCAUUACAGAAUUGCACAAUUAUAGUUAUUUGUUACCAAAGAUAUGCAAUUCUUGUAUGCAUUCUUUUUCAUGGAUGUUAUUUUAUGUUUUAGAAUUGUUCAGCUAGAAAUUUUUUACUGCUAUAAGAGUUCUUAGAAUUAUUCUCCUCUUUUUAAAAUUUAAAAUAUACAUAAGAAAAUUAUGUACAUUCUGAUUGUAAGUUGAAAUCUCUUACAUGAACUCUUAUUUUCUUUCUUCAUGUGCUAAAUUCUAAAAAUAUAUUAAUAGUAUUGUCAAAAUGUACAAUAAAAAAGAAAAGUAAUUUGCAAGAAAUUAUUGUCUGUAAACAUGUUUUGCUGAUGCAGAAUGUUACUGAAAGUAUAUUUCAAUGCUUUAGCAGUGAAUUAAAUAAUUUCUCCUUAUGUUCAUUAUUAAAACUUUUCUGGAAA